AAGAAGAGACCAAGAUUAGUACCACUUGUACUGUACACUCCUCGUUCCGCGUGCGAAGCGAACCCUGUUCCAUGUUCUUGAAUCUCUCUGAGCCCAGUCCUUGUAGCUAGCAGAUCAGAUCGCUCAGGCGGAAAGAUCGAGAGAAGGUCGCCCCAGGAUCGAGAUCUAGAGCGAGAAAGGUUUAAGAGGGAAAGGCGCGGCAAGGAGUCGAGAGAAUAGAAUGUUCCCUUCCUCCAAGAAGCAGGCCAGCACCGGUGCCGCGAACCCAAAUGAUCGGCCUAUGUGCGGGCAAGGCGGCGACUCCGGCGGUCUCGUCCUCACCACCGACCCCAAGCCCCGCCUCCGGUGGACACCCGAGCUCCAUGACCGCUUCGUCGAUGCCGUCGCCCAGCUCGGAGGCCCGGACAAGGCAACGCCCAAGACCAUCAUGAGGGUUAUGGGAGUCAAGGGCCUCACCCUCUACCACCUCAAGAGUCACCUUCAGAAAUUCAGGCUAGGGAAGCAGCACAAGGAGUUGGGUGACCAUACAGCAAUGGAGAUGCAACGUAGCGUGGCCUCUUCUUCAGGCAUGAUAGCAAGAAGCAUGAACGACCGCAGCGUGAAUGUGAACGAGGCCUUAAGGAUCCAAAUGGAAGUCCAAAGAAGGCUCCAUGGAGAACUAGAGGUGCAGAAGCACCUCCAGAUGAGGGUUGAAGCCCAGGGGAAGUACAUGCAGUCCAUCGUGGAGAAAGCAUACCAAGCCCUCGGGUCCAGCGACUGCGCCACGUGGCCCGCUGGGUACAGAACUCUAGGCAGCCAAGGGGUCCUUGACAUCGGCACCAGCUCCACGAGCUUCUCGUCCGUCCAGGACCUGCAGUGCUUCUAUGGAGGAAGCAGCCACAUGGACCAGCUCCUGCAUCAGAUGGAGAGGCCAAUGGAUGGCUUCCUGACGUUGGGCGAGAGCUGCUUCAUUGGCUCAGCAGACAACAAAAAGGACCUUAAUAACCAUUGCAGCUCCAGUGGCAAGAGCUCGAUGAUGUGGGCCAGCGAAGAGCAGCAGGCAAAGAGCGGCAACGAUCAGCUUCAGAUGGGGUCGUCGACAAGGAUGGAGGGUGCAGGCAUUGAUGUCAUGGAUCCAGUCACCGGGCUGUACGAGGGCGCCGUGUCGGGAGACUCCAUGGACAGCAAGGGUUUUGAGGGUUCGAACUCCAGGCUCGAGAUGAAGCCGCCUGCACAACAAGCACCUGUAGGAAGUCAGAGGAUACGCAUAUAGUCGUCCAAUAUAUAAUGGUUUGGAACUCACGUAAAGAACUGUAUACUACAAUAUAUAUGGAUAAGCAAGGUCAAGCUAAGGUAUUUAAAUGCAAGUGUCAGUUUUGUUGUGAACCAUCAAAGUUCAGACGAUUAGCAUGUGAUCGGAGUUGUAGUACAUGCAGUCAUUAGUUUUAAUUGUUGGAUACAAGAUAUUAUGGAGAUCAAUUCUCCAUAUAUAUGUUUGUUUAUUUUGUCCCUAAGAUUCGCCAUAUAUAUGCUGUAUUAUAUUGGAUUUGUGUGACACCGUUGUAACAUUGAUCAGAGAUCUUUUGUGGGUGCA
Zea mays is the source of this 1573-nucleotide messenger RNA. RefSeq lists its product as uncharacterized. The transcript has 6 exons. The record is from RefSeq and is marked validated. Gene Ontology annotation, molecular function: DNA-binding transcription factor activity; DNA binding. NCBI's taxonomy places the organism in Eukaryota, Viridiplantae, Streptophyta, Magnoliopsida, Poales, Poaceae. The coding region runs from base 221 to 1252 and encodes 343 amino acids.